CCUCACGUGACCAUAUGACCCUUGGUUUUGUCCUUGUGCCUACCUAACAUCUUGCCAACGCCCAGGAUUUUGUUUUAACCAGAUUCGAGAUCAGCUUCGACCACAAACGGCGCUUCUGUUUGAACAAGAGUUUUUGGUCGAACAUUAAUCAUGCCAAAGGUCGUCUCUCGUUCAGCGGUUUCCUCAUCCACGGAUGCACGGCCAACGGCAUCAGCCGCAGCUGCUCUCAGGGUGUACUACUGUAUCUGUGGCGAGUUUAUCCUCGUGAUCGAAAGAAGCCUUUCAGCGCUCCCAAAGCGCCAGACUGAUGGUGCUACCAUCAUUCGCUGUCAGGAUAGCGGUGCAGAGAACGCGGUUGUUUUCAAAUUAAACGCUGUAUCGACUGAUCCCGUUCUAGUCGAAAGGCCAGGGGGACAUGAGCGCCAGUACAGAUUUUCAUGUCCGCGGUGCAACUUAUUGGUCGGAUAUCAAUCUACCCCACCUCCUGUCAAAUCUGGUCCGUAUCUGUAUAUCCUUAAAGGAGCCCUCACACAGAUGCAAGGCCAAAUUCCGAAGGACGCUUUUGAAGGCGAAGCUGCCCUGGACCCUCAGAAGCUGGAACCCAAUAGCACGGUCAUACGAGAUGGGGAUGGUACUGAAUUGAACAUAACCUCAGUACGCGCAUAGAUGAUAGCACCAAUUAUGCCUGUCCAACAGUAAUAAUACAACAUGGAUAUACACGGUCUAGCGGACAUAGUCAUUGAACGCGGCGCAAAACUAGUAGUCGCAGAUGGCAUGAAUGCGUAUGACAACCGAUCACUGAUAUUGUGAGCGAUCGAAAGGGAACCUUUGGCGUCAAUUGCAUCUCUCAUUGUGGAGAAAGUAUG
Molecule: messenger RNA, 866 nt
Organism: Suillus bovinus
Lineage: Eukaryota; Fungi; Basidiomycota; Agaricomycetes; Boletales; Suillaceae
Exons: 6
Coding region: 151-666 (171 amino acids)
Source: RefSeq, a predicted model, not a curated record